UGCCAAAAAAAAGAAGAAAAACUCAACCCCCAAAUUGAAGGGGAAAAAAAAGAAGAAAAAAGCACUUUAGGAAACGCAGGUUUUGGUUCGAUUGUUUUGUGCAGAGUGCAAAAUCAGUGAAACCACCAUGCUUCGUAGCUUGACGAAACUUCGUUGUUUCGCCGCCGUUCAAUCACGCCAAGUUCUAUCACCUCCCUCUUCUCGCCGUCUCCUCCACCACUCGCCGCCGCCGCAACCGCUUCACUCCGCUUCCAAUUUCCGCAUUUCUCGUCCUUCCUUCAUUUCCUCCUCAUGGCCUCUCCACGCAUCUCAUCCUUCCCCUUCCUUGGUUCAAGUGCGACAUGCUUCGUCCAAGGAGAGAAAGCGAAAGCCGGUGCCUCCAACCGUUUCCAAGGUUAAGAAAACCAAAAUGAAAUCUUAUUCGUCUUUCAAGUCCAGAUUCAGAACAAUGAAUGAUGGGAACAUCAGGCGCUGGAAGGAGGGCAAGCGUCACAAUGCUCAUCUCAAGUCAAAGAAAUCAAAACGUAGGUUGAGGAAACCUGGUAUUGUCCCAGUGGCUUAUGCCAAAGUAAUGAAGAAGCUCAAUUUUUCUGCUUAGACAUUGUAAGUUGUUGCUGGCUACAGCAUGAAAGAGGAUCGAUCAGGAUAUGCAUAUUAACUCUGAUCAUUUGUUCAUUUUCACAUUUUAGAAUCUGUAGAACGAGCAAAUUACCGAGCAAUUUCUUAUUUGUUUGUUUGAAACAGUUAGAAUUGAUAAUAUUUGGAGGUCAUGCCUAUUCAAAGUGGCAUGUUUUAGUGGACAACGUGUGCAAUAUUGUUAACAUCCCGUGGCUGAUUGAUCCUUUCUUGUGAUACAUUGGAUUUGUCUUCAGUUUUGAUAAAAUGUCGGAGUAAUAAGGGAUUAAUUAAGCCUAA
Glycine soja is the source of this 915-nucleotide messenger RNA. RefSeq lists its product as uncharacterized. Gene Ontology annotation, biological process: translation. Gene Ontology annotation, cellular component: ribosome. Gene Ontology annotation, molecular function: structural constituent of ribosome. Bases 128 to 598 code for a protein of 156 amino acids. Lineage: Eukaryota; Viridiplantae; Streptophyta; Magnoliopsida; Fabales; Fabaceae. The record is from RefSeq and is a predicted model, not a curated record. The transcript is spliced from 4 exons.